This is a messenger RNA of Westerdykella ornata, 1991 nucleotides long. Its product is annotated as ammonium transporter-like protein. The coding region runs from base 288 to 1853 and encodes 521 amino acids. Gene Ontology annotation, molecular function: ammonium channel activity. Gene Ontology annotation, cellular component: plasma membrane. NCBI's taxonomy places the organism in Eukaryota, Fungi, Ascomycota, Dothideomycetes, Pleosporales, Sporormiaceae. The record is from RefSeq and is a predicted model, not a curated record. The transcript has 4 exons. Gene Ontology annotation, biological process: ammonium transmembrane transport.
UUGACUAUCUUCCCGGGUAGACAAGGGGAGAUAAGCUCGAGAACUUGGGCCUCUCCAUUAUUCUAAUCCGUCUGCGCCCAUUGAGACAGCCCCGGUCAACCAUUCCGAUAAUCUCCCUCGUCGUCGUUUCCUUUAUAUAUCCUAGCGAGGGCCACCUCUCUCUCUGUUACAUUCGCCUCUUUCCCUCUACACCUUUUUUUUUUUGCCCCUACCGACCAUCCCAACCAACUCUCCCCUACGAAACCAAUCCACCCGCACAACAUACCGCACCACUUCCGCCCACAGUCAUGUCGUACUCGUGGGUCGGUGCGCCGACCGAGUUCAACGGCACCAACCCUGAGCUCGGAGGCGAUUCAAACACCGAGAACCUGAACCAAUGGUACAACCCGGGCGACCAGUCGUACAUCAUCAUCGCCUCGGCCAUGGUCUUGAUCAUGGUCCCCGGUCUCGGAUUCCUCUACUCUGGCCUCGCUCGAAGAAAAUCCGCCCUCUCGCUCAUCUGGGCAUGUAUGGCAUCUACCACCGUCAUUACAUUUCAAUGGUACUUCUGGGGCUACUCAUUGGCCUUCAGCCAAUAUGCGGAGAAUGGUUUCAUCGGCGACCUGAAGAAGUUCGGCCUCAUGAAGACGUUGGGCGCCCCGAGUCCCGGUAGCCCCUUGAUUCCCGACCUGCUGUAUGCUUUCUAUCAGAUGCAAUUCUGCGCCGUCACCGCCGCCAUCAUCGUCGGGUGUAUCGCCGAACGCGGACGUCUCAUUCCCAUGAUGGUCUUCAUGUUCGCCUGGGCCACCAUUGUAUACUGCCCCAUCGCGUGCUGGGUCUGGAACGUCAACGGAUGGGCCUUCAAGUGGGGAGUCCUCGACUACGCUGGCGGAGGCCCUGUCGAAAUCUGCUCGGGUCUGUCCGCCCUCGCCUACUCCAUGAUCCUCGGCCGCCGCCAGGAGAAGAUGAUGCUCAACUUCCGCCCUCACAACGUUUCGCUCAUCACCCUCGGGACCGUCAUGCUGUGGUUCGGCUGGCUGGGAUUCAACGGUGGCUCCGCCUUUGGUGCCAACCUCCGCGCCGUCGUCGCCUGCUGGAACAGCAACCUCACGGCCAUGUUCGCCGCAGCCAGCUGGGUCCUCCUCGACUGGCGCCUCGCUCGCAAGUGGUCCAUGGUCGGCUGGUGCUCUGGCACCAUCUCGGGCCUGGUGGCUGCCACGCCCGCCUCCGGAUUCCUGCCGCCCUGGGCUAGCGUUGCCCUGGGCAUUACGACGGGCGUCAUUUGCAACUUUUCCACAAAGAUCAAGUUCUGGAUCAGGAUCGACGACGCCAUGGAUAUCUUUGCCGAACACGGCGUCGCGGGCAUCGUGGGCCUCAUCUUCAACGGCCUCUUCGCAACAAACUACAUCAUUGGCCUCGACGGCGUCAACAACGGCCUCUUUGUCGGCGGUUGGAUCGAGCACGAGUGGAAGCAAAUGUACAAGCAAAUCGCCUAUAUCGUCGCCGCCACCGCCUACUCGUUUGUCGUCUCGGCCCUGCUCGCCUACGCCAUCGACAAGAUCCCCGGCCUGCACCUCCGCGCGAGCGAGGAGGCCGAGCUGCUGGGCAUGGACGACGACCAGCUGGGCGAGUUUGCUUACGACUACGUCGAGGUGCGGAGGGAUUACCUGGCCUGGACCCCAGCAAAGGGCGACCCGGAUUCGCACGAGCAUACCAUCCCCCAGGUCGAGCGCCACGGCAUCCACGAGCAUAGCCAGAUGCUCGAGGGCAAGGCGCCGAGCGAGAGCAGCGAGAAUGGCCAUGCGCAUACGGGCAUUGGGGGCGAUAGGCAUGCCAUUGCCAUGGGGGUCGAGAAAGGCGGAAUUCACGAGUAAUGGUCAUUAGCCGCCAUACUGCGCUUGCUUGUUGAGUGUUUCGGUUAGAUUUGUGUUUCGAUAUCCCGGCGAUGCUGAUUGCCGAUGUUUAUCUUUCUGUGCUUUCAUGGGGUUUGGAGUCGCUAUAUACCAUGGAGU